Messenger RNA from Lineus longissimus, 2485 nucleotides. RefSeq lists its product as uncharacterized. The record is from RefSeq and is a predicted model, not a curated record. Bases 1 to 777 code for a protein of 258 amino acids. Lineage: Eukaryota; Metazoa; Nemertea; Pilidiophora; Heteronemertea; Lineidae. The transcript has 2 exons. Gene Ontology annotation, molecular function: metal ion binding.
AUGGCUUCCCUUGUUGCAGAUUAUGGUUCUGGCUCGGAAUCAGAACUUGACUCAGAUGAUGAACGUCACCGUCAUGAUAGUGCUUUUGCUCUUACCAAAUCGCCUUCUGAAGAGGAAACGAAAGUGAAAAGAAUUUCAACUGAAGGCGAAAAUCUCCUUAUUGGAAGUGGAGGUUGUAGCAGUGAUACUUCAGAGGAGGAAACUGAUAAAUGUCCCAAUCAAACUCAGACAGACAGUACCUCUAAACUUCCAAACCCGUUAGCCAUGAGAAUACCACUGCCAGCACCAUCACUGGGGAAAAAGAAAUCAAAGAAAGUUGAUGUAAAGUACUCUGUGUUUGCAAAUCCGUUCUUGGAGGCGGAGACAGCGAAACAUUCUAUUCUAGAAAAACAUGUGAAAAUGACUGAGGAUGCAAUACAGGAUCAGAAAUCAGGAAAACCAAAGAAACAAAUGUGCUAUAAAUUCAAAAAGGGAAAAUGUCAAUUUGGUUCCAAGUGUAAAUAUUCACAUGAUUUAGACAGUGUACCUGGAGUGAUGCACGGAGAUGCUGCCGAGAUUGAAACUGCUGGACAUGCGCAGACUGGUCAAGCUAAUACAUAUUAUGGAAACCCACCACAGACUUUCACACCAGUUUUGGAGGACGAUGAUAGUUACAUGAGUCAGGCAAAGAAGAAGCGAAAGUUUGGAGUGACUGACACACUUCAACCCCCGAAAAAGGCACAAAAACUCCUUGAAAAUCAGAGAGCCAAUGAAAGACCUUGGACAAUGAAAAGGUGAACUUGAAAAUGAGAACUUUUUCAAAAAGUGUCUAAAUCAUAUGAGUCUCAUAUCAAAAUCGGUUAAAGAAUGUGUUCUUAAUAAUGGUUUUUGUAAGAACAGGAAUAGAGGGAUUCCAGGCUUUAAAAAAAUCAAAGGCUCUGUCAUGUGGCUAGUGAUUAGAAAAUCCAACAUCCAUGUAUCCAUGUAUUGGGUCAAUGCAAUGCUUCUGGCAUGUCUAAAUGUGACUGGCCACAAAACGUUCAUUGGCUUUAUGCAAUAUACAAUACAAGAUAACUUUUGUCCUUUACAUAUAUGUUUCAGUUAGCAACGUCCAAAUUAGGUAUUUCUGUAAUAAUUAUUUCUACUUUUGGCCUAAAAUCAGGUUGUGUAACUGAUGCUGAGUUCAUUUUGAUAUAAGCAGGUAAUGCUUCAGUUAUUACCCAACCUUGGUAGAAAUGCAUUGAAAGAAUUUGUAAAGGGCACCACUUUGAAGACCACUUGAGCAAAACGGCCUUUUUGCAACAGAAAAUCUGAACAAAAGAUGUGGGGUAACAAGGCAAGAUGGUAAGAGAUAAGUUGGGGAGGGCAAGAGGCCUUGGUGCCGUGGAUUUUGUCCAUAGUCCUCUUAAAAUUAGUAAUUCUUCACAUUCUAGUUUUGUUGCCUCAGCCUGAAAAUGGAAUGAAUCUCAGUUGGAUCUCGAUUGGUGUGGUUAUUGUAAUGUACUUCAAUGUAAGAAAAUACAUAACAAACAAAACUGUCCCCGUGACCCAGAUUCAGCUCUUGUGGAAUUAACUUUUUAUAACAUUCUUGUUAAAUUGCAUCAAGUAAGGUUAUAUUACCUUGAAUGACGUGCUAAUAAAUGCAACAGUUUUUCUAGUUCUGCACGCCACCUGCUCUGAAAUUGUUGAAACAAAGGUAAUCCUACUGAAAAUGUUUCAUUUGGUUGUUAUGUCAUGUAUGUGUAGAUGAUACUGUACUUUAUCAUUCAUAUUGUUAAAUGAGAAUUUUGUUGUUUGUGGCAUUUCUCACUUCAUCAAAGAUCAUGAUGACAUAUUGCCCCAACUUGGAUACCUCGGAGUGGGCGGUACUUCCGACUAUAUGUUGAAACAAUUGGUGAAGCUGCUUUUCUGGAUGAUGAUAACAUUAUGACUGGAAGUGCCUCCAACUAUAUUUACCUGUUUGUGUCUCACUAUGUGCUUCCAGGCUGACUAGAGAGCUUGUACGUUGACGCCACAUUUGUUUGGCAGUCCACAAUUGGUAUGGCAGUACACCAUGCCGGUGUUGGUAUAAAGUGUGUCAAGUGCGGAAAGUUGCCUCACUGCCAAGAGACUGUCAAGAUAGCCAAUUUUUAUGUGAUGACGUCAUCCAACAGGCUCUUCAAACCAGCUGCACGUAUUUUGUUGUAUCAAGCCAUCAAAAUUGAUCUCAUAAAACUGUUCACUUGGGGGUUACACUUGGACUUUACACUAAGAGGUACAGAACAAUUAAGAGAACAGCCCACCACCAGGUAACCUCAUGUCCUACUGUACCAGUACUAUUAAAUGGGGACAUUAAAUUUCAACUUGCUUCAUUUAGGCAUUGUUAAAGGUUUAUAGGGCAUUCAAGUCGUAUAUUGUAUGGGUUUGUUUCAGAAAUGUUACAUUGUUAAAAUGCUUCAGACAUUUUAUCCUCUUAUGCACAUGCUUACCAAGGCAGCUGUAAUGCAUUUCAUGAGAAAAAUUCAAA